This is a messenger RNA of Haplochromis burtoni (Burton's mouthbrooder), 2507 nucleotides long. Its product is annotated as angiopoietin-related protein 4. The transcript has 4 exons. The coding region runs from base 113 to 928 and encodes 271 amino acids. Gene Ontology annotation, biological process: regulation of lipid metabolic process; triglyceride homeostasis. The record is from RefSeq and is a predicted model, not a curated record. Lineage: Eukaryota; Metazoa; Chordata; Actinopteri; Cichliformes; Cichlidae.
CUCCUCUCCUACCAGAGCUAUAAAAAGCCUCAGUGCCUCUCAGUGAGCAGCACACACAACAGACAGAGACAGAUUUCAGACGCAGCACUGACACCAGAUCGGACCUACAAAGAUGAAGAUGCCUCAACUUCUCAUCCUCCUCGUGACCAUUUUGGUGCACGCAGCAGUUGGUUUCCCCACUGACAGGAGGGGCCGGGAGAAACAGGCCUCGUGGGACGAUGUGAACGUGGUGGCCCACGGCCUCCUCCAGCUCGGCCUGGGGCUCAAGGAGCACGUGGACAAGGCCAAAGUCCAGAUGAGCGACAUCAACACCAAACUGAAGGCCUUCAACGGCACGGUGGCCGAGCUGGAGAGGAAACAGCGGGAGCAAGAUGAAGCUCUGAAGGCCAGAAGUGAGGGACCGGAGGAGAGUCAGAGGCUGGCGGAGCUGGCUGAGGAGGUGAAGAAGCAGACAGCGGAUUUAAACUCCAGGAUGGACUGGCUGCAGGGAGCGCUUACAGAAAGGAUGCUGGACAGCAACGACAGCGGUCACUCAGGAGUCCCAGUGAUCCAGCUGCUGCUGGCUCAGGACAAACGCGUGGACCAGCUGGAGGAGAAACUCAAGCUGCAGCAAGACAAACUGGAGAAGCAGAGUCUGCAACUACAAGCACUGCAGAACAAGAUUUCGCAUAAGAGAGUAAAGGCGCACAGGAGGAGACACGAAGAGAUGGCACUGAGGGGCGAGGCUCAGCAGAUCCACACAGAAUCAGGUUUGACCGGAGACGGUGAUGAUCUCCUCCUACGUGGGCAGCGAGCCAGCAGAGACAGGAGAAGCAGGAGGGAGCAGCUCAAGAAGCAGGCGGCAUCCUUCUCCACGGCCACAGAGCGAGAGAGCAACUCUCUGAACGCCGGUCAUCUAAAAAUGACACCGCCAUCCCCGAACCAUUAAAGCAGAGCGCUAAAGAGAGAAUGACUUUAACUUAAACGCUGAACUACUGAAGGACUGAAACCAGACUGAGUGUUUACACGCACAUCAUUGCUCUCUGCUGAUUCACUGCAGGGUCAGACACAUGGAUGCUAUGCCAUGCUAUAACUCAUUGUCUCAUUGGACAUGUUCAGUCAUAUUGACGGGUGUAACUUUAUUCCCUUUGUAAGGGAUUUAUCCAUUUGUUUUGUUUUGUACUUAAAUAAUGUGAAGUUUCUUAUUUUAUUUGGAUUUGUACAAAACUUUGAAUAUUUUAUAUGAAGUGGAUGGAAAUAAAACUUUUAAGUUUACCUUACCAGGACGUCCUGGCUCUUUGUUUGUGGUUGAAGAGGCUGAAUGACAUGACUCCAGGAAGACAGUCUAGACUUUGCUCUUUAUUUUAUAUUUCAGUGUGAUAAACAAAUAGAAUUAUUCACUUAUGAGGCAUUCAUUUCUGUCAUUGUGUGUGUCUGUAUGCAGUGAAACUUGGCUCCACAAAUGAGCAGCUAUUAAACUGCAUUUAAACCCGACUAUAAAAGUGAAGUUGAAGCCAAAUUGAAUUGAGGCCAAACGAUUGGAGCUACACAAGUUUUGAUGCCACCUAGAGGUGGGAGCAAAGAUUUGGCCACUUUACGCAUUGCUAGAAGCAGGUUGGACACUAGUUUUCCUUCAGAACGGCUCAAAUUCAACAAGCUGCUGAAACCAUUCCUCAGAGAUUUGGUCCAUGUUGUCCUGGCAGCAUCACACAGUUACUGCUUGUUAGUUGCACAUCCAUGGUGUAAAAUUUCUAGUUCAGCAACAUCGCAACAGAUGUGGGAUUGGAAUGAGAUCUGGGGACUGUUGAGGUUAUUUGAGUUCAGCAUAUUUAGUGUCAUGAUCAAGAAAUAAGUUUGCGAUGACCUCAGCUUUGUGUCACAGUGUGUUAUCCUGCUGGAAGCAGUGUGGUCAUAAAGGGACAUGAUCGGAAACAAGACUCAGGUAGGCUGUGGUGUUUAAACAGGGCCCAGUUGAUACUAAGGAAGAAUAUUCCCCUCACCAUUACAACAGCAGCAGCCUGAACAGCUGAUACAAGUUGGGAUGGAUCCAUGUUUUCAUGCUGUUUAGUGCCAACUGUGACCACCACCCAAAUGUCAGACCAGGCAACAUUUCAUCAAUCCUUUGUUGUCCAGUUUGUGUGAGCUGGUGGGACCCAAAGCCCCAGUUUCCUGUAGCCCAUCAGCUUCAGCACGUGUCAGACACGUGCAUCCAGAGGUGCUCAUCUGUAUACCUUCCCAACAAGUGGUUAUCUGGAGUCACUGUUGCCGUCAUAUCAGCUCGCAGCAGUCUGGCUAUUCUCCUCUUACCUCUGAUAUCAAAGCAACAAGAUAUUUUCACCCAGAGAACUGCUGCUCACUCGAUAUUUUGCUCCUUUUCAGGCCAUUUUCUGUAAACCCCAGAGAAGGUCGAGUAAUACUCAGACCAAGCACCAACAACCAUGUGCAAAAUCACUUAAAGUCACCGUUCUCAUGCUCACUUUGAACAUCACUGGGUUGCCUUGACCAUGCCUACAUGCCUAAAUGGAUUA